Messenger RNA from Trichosurus vulpecula (common brushtail), 3654 nucleotides. It is a transcript of the gene GPRC5C, whose product is annotated as G protein-coupled receptor class C group 5 member C. Lineage: Eukaryota; Metazoa; Chordata; Mammalia; Diprotodontia; Phalangeridae. Gene Ontology annotation, molecular function: G protein-coupled receptor activity; protein kinase activator activity. Gene Ontology annotation, cellular component: signaling receptor complex; plasma membrane; extracellular exosome. The record is from RefSeq and is a predicted model, not a curated record. The transcript has 5 exons. Gene Ontology annotation, biological process: G protein-coupled receptor signaling pathway. The coding region runs from base 328 to 1668 and encodes 446 amino acids.
AGGAGCGGGAGGGAAGCAGAUAAGCCAGCCCCUCUCUCUGUAUCCGUCCGGGCCUUGGGCUGAGACGGGUAACCCCUGACCCCCACGCGUCCCAGCUCUGCACCCUCCCUCCCAAAUCCCCAGCGCCUGCCCGCCCGGGGAUCCGGCGCUGGGACCUGCGCCCACGCCCAGCCGGGAGUCCCUCCUCCUUCUCCUCCCUCUCUCCCGUCCUUCCACUUGCGCCUAGCCGGGGGCCGCGGCUAGCCCCGAUCUCUCCGCUGCGGUCCGGGAGGUAGAGGCGUCCCAGGCUCCUUCAGGGACCCAGCCUGGACUGGCUCUGGAGCCAGGAUGGCUACUCCCCAGGCCCUCCUGACCUGCCUGGGUGUCCUGCUGCUACUCCUCCCCAGGAAUCAGGCCCAGGACCAUGCUCCACCUGGGUGCAGCCCAGACCUCAACCCCCUCUACUACAAUCUUUGUGACCGCUCAGGGGCUUGGGGCAUUGUCCUAGAGGCUUUGGCUGGGGCUGGCGUUAUCUCUACCUUCGUCCUAACCAUCAUCCUGGUGGCCAGCCUUCCCUUUGUGCAGGACAGCAAGAAACGGAGCCUGCUAGGGACCCAGGUGUUUUUCCUUCUGGGGACGCUGGGCCUCUUCUGCCUCGUGUUUGCCUGUGUGGUCAAGCCUGACUUCUCUACCUGUGCCUCAAGGCGUUUUCUCUUUGGUGUCCUUUUCGGCAUCUGUUUCUCCUGUCUGAGUGCCCACGUCUUUGCCCUCAACUUCCUGGCCCGGAAGAACCAGGCACCUCGGGGCUGGGUCAUCUUUGCCGUGGCCCUGCUCUUGGCCAUGGUAGAGGUCAUCAUCAACACAGAGUGGCUGAUCAUCACACUGGUUAGGGGUGGGCACGGAGGGGGACGUAGUCUUCUUCUUGGCAACAGGAGUGCCAGCUGGGGUGAGGCAUCCCCCUGUGCCAUUGCCAAUAUGGACUUCGUCAUGGCCCUCAUUUAUGUCAUGCUCUUGUUGCUGAUCGCCUUUGUGGGGGCCUGGCCCAUCCUGUGUGGCCGCUUCAAGCGUUGGCGGAAACAUGGAGUCUUUGUGCUGCUCACCACAGCCACCUCCAUUGCCAUCUGGGUGGUAUGGAUUGUUAUGUACACCUAUGGCAAUGAGCAGCGGAACAGCCCCACCUGGGAUGACCCCACCCUGGCCAUAGCCUUAGCUGCCAAUGCCUGGGCCUUUGUCCUCUUUUACAUAAUCCCUGAAGUCUCCCAGGUGACCAAGGCCAGCCCAGAGCAGAGCUACCAGGGGGAUAUCUAUCCCACCCGGGGUGUGGGCUAUGAAACCAUCCUGAAGGAGAAGAAGGGACAGAGCAUGUUUGUGGAAAACAAGGCUUUCUCAAUGGAUGAGCCAUCCUCAGCCAAAAGACCUGUUUCACCAUACAGCGGGUACAAUGGUCAGCUGCUGACGAGUGUGUACCAGCCCACCGAGAUGGCCCUGAUGCACAAAGGCUUGUCUGAAGGACCCUAUGAUGUGAUCCUCCCACGGGCUACUGCCAAUAGCAGUCACAUGUUGGGCAGUGCCAACUCAACCCUUCGGGCUGAAGACAUGUAUACCACCCAGAGCCAUCAGGCAGCAUCACAGAAGGAUGGCAAGAACUCGCAGGCUGUACAGAACCCCGCACCUUUCCAGGCCUUGUAAUGCAAACUAGGAGGGAGCCCGGAUUCAGCAGACCUGAAGGAGUGGACUUAGGCAGGCUGCCUGCCCGCCGUGGAUGUCUAAUCUGGGAAGAGCAGGACUCACCUCCCUAUGUCCCCCUUUUGCCUGUCCCUGGGCUUCUCUAUCAGGAAACUGAGACAAAAGGAUCAGUCCCUACGCUCCCAUCCACCCUGAUGUCCUCCCUGCCCCACUCAAAGACACAGUCCCUUCUGGGGCCACCCCAAGCUCUUCAGAAUGAAGGAAGGGUCCCUGUGAUUGUACCUCCUCCAGGUUACCUUGCCCACUGUGAGCUGACAUCUCAGGUGCCUCUUUCUUCUUUGGCCCCCAUCUUGGGACCUUACAAAUGUAGCCAUGCCCUUUGCUGCCCACUGCAGCUAUUCCUUUCUCAUAAUCAUGUUUUCUCUGGAGGGGGUCAGGCUUCUGGAACUGACUUGAGCUGGGGGGGUGGGGGGGUGACCCUGCAGGUAGAUAGUUCUGGCUCCACUCCCGUGGGUUUGCUACCUAUGAGGGUGAAUGGUCGCCAUUUGAAUGGAAGGAAGCAAAUGGCCAGGGAUGAUAGGCAUCCUGGGCAGGAAGAGGGGGCUCUUGGCUAACACCCUUCUGGAGAAGUAAUAGCUUCUUCUACUGAAAGCUUCAUGUUGAUGCUUCCUGGUCCAUGGUUCCCGGAUCUGAGCCGCUUCAGUGCUACCUUCACUCCCCCCCACCUUCCCUUGCCACUAGUGUUCUGCAUCAGAUUCACACCCCUGGCCCAUGAGGCCUUUUGCACUCUCUGGCCUUCUGCUCUCUGCUCCAUCAGAGAGGAUGCUGACUACAUAGACUGUCUUACUUGGAAGCAGCCUCCUCUCCCUGCUUCCUGGGAAACUUGGCCAAGAAGGGUAGGAAAUUUGGAGGUCUUGGCUGCCGUGGGAAAUGCAGAGGUACUGUUUGGUGCCUGUUGGCUUUUUCUUUUUUUUUUUUUUUUCUGUGAAGUCUUACCUUAUGUUCUCUUUCAUUUUCUUCGGGAACCCUGGUCAGUGUAAAUGGCCAGCUCCAACUGGAAUGCACGGGACAGGAAGCAGCAGGAAGGCCUGAUUGAUUGGACAUCUCUGGGCUAAGACUAGAAGGAUCCUUGAGAGAUACAGGAUGGCAGAAUGAGCUAUAUAUACUCUCUGGACCAGAGUUGGGAUAGGGACCAGAAAUCAGGCUCAGGACAUCUGCAAAGGACAGUCUGUGCUUGUAAAGGUUUGGGAAUACACUUUGUUACUUCCUGCUGGUCAGAUAUCAAAGGCCCAUGCCCCCUCCCACUUCCCCCUGUGUUGUGUCUCUACUGGGGGAAUAGGAGGGAGCCAGUUAUUGUGAAAUAAAAGGAGCGCCUUGGCAAAUAGGAUUCACCCAGAGAAAGGAGUGGGGUGGAGGGCUUACUGUCAUCUGGUCACUUAGGAAAUAGUACAAUCAAUACAAAAAUAAAGAAGGAGUGAUCCUUGCUACUGGCAGCUGUUUCCUGCUCCUGGUGAGUUUCCCUGUGAAACCAAAAGGAGUCUGUACCUUUAGUUGCCCCACCCCCACCAGGCCUCAAGUGCCUAGAACAGGGUUCAGCUAUGGGUGCUACCAGGUGCAGUGAGUACCCUCACAUUAUACUCUGUUGCUUCCAGCACUGAAGCGCUUUUCUCUGCAAACAGUAUUUUUCUGGGGCUAAGCUUAAUGAACUCUAAUAUAUGGAGAAGGUGGGGGAAGGGUGGAUGGAUCAAGAACACGAGAAGAAGCCUGUGAGUUGCAUCUGUGCCUGCUGGAGGUGACCUGAUCUUCACCCUCUACUCUACCUGUAAGCUGGGUUUUAUAUGUAGGUAGACCUAAGUAUUACUUCCUCUCUAUGGGAAGGGGUGGAUGUGGAGUUGAAGCCCCAUAUAUCCCUAAGUUUUCCUUGAUUUUGGUUAGUGGCCCAAACGUCCCCUUGAAUGAAUAAAGUUUUACUAUGUUUUGUGUAAUUAA